Paracoccidioides brasiliensis Pb18 is the source of this 669-nucleotide messenger RNA. RefSeq lists its product as uncharacterized. Gene Ontology annotation, cellular component: mitochondrion. Bases 1 to 669 code for a protein of 222 amino acids. The record is from RefSeq and is a predicted model, not a curated record. The transcript has a single exon.
AUGCCUCUCCGGACCCCUAUAGCACCAACUAUCCCUCUGCAACGCCCGCUCCGCGCUCGGUCCAUCCACCAAACCAUCUCCCGCCAGCAAUUCUCCACCACCCCACCCCCACCCCCACCCCCACCUCCAUCCUACCCCAAUUCCUCCCGCCUCCGCACACGCCUCCAAACCUUCAACAACCGCCUCCCCCGCCUCCUCAGACUUUACACAACCCCUCUUCUCAACGCGCCAGUCACACACGUCACUUCCUUCCUAAUCCUACAUGAGAUCACAGCCGUAGUACCACUUCUAGGUUUGACGGGGGCAUUUCAUUACGGGGGCUGGAUUCCAUCGUUAGGAGAUGGGAAGGUAGAUGAAGGGGUGCGAAAAUUUGGGAGGUGGUUGAGGAGGAAAGGGUGGGUUGGAGCGGAAGCGGAAGUAGAGGCGGAAACAGUGAUAGAAAUGGAGAGAGAUAUGAAAGGCAAGGCUUCUGAGGGGCGGGUUGGGCUUGUUGAGUGUAGGGAUAGAGGGGUGAGGUUGGUCUUGGAGUUUGCGACCGCAUAUGCUAUUACGAAGGCCUUGUUGCCUGUGCGGGUCGUGCUUAGUGUUUGGGCUACGCCGUGGUUUGCUAGAGUUUUGCUUGAGCCUGUGGGGAAGGGGGUCGGGAAGGUAUUUGGCAAGAAGGGGUAG